UUUCGAUGAAACCUUCCAACCAGCCGUUGUGUACGUAAAAGUGUUCUUACCGUUGCAGAACUAAGAAAAAUAUGGAACAUAACCAAAGUUGUGGAGAUGUUUAGCACUASGGAGAAGUGCAUUGCCUUUGCGGAAGAAGAGGGCUUAAUUUUAAGCAAUAAAUUAUGCCGCAACCAUAAAAUACCCAUGAUUCCUACUCUAUCGGGGAAUAAUACGGUGGAGUCUUUUAUAUGCCGUAGGUGUAGUUGCCGUUCGUUGUCUGCUGUAUCGAGGGCCAAAGGCACUUGGUUUGAAAAUGCGAAGAUACCAUUGCCUCAGAUAUUUUAUCUGAUGUUCGCAUACGCUUCUCAUUGGUGCGAGACCGAAGCCCGAAAAAACAGCUUUAUAGCUACUUUGUCUACACCCACCAUAUGCGAUUUGUACAGCUAUUGUCGAGAAGCCGUUGUGUUGUAUCACACAGACCAUGAAGAGGCUGUGGGGAAAAUUGGUGGUCCCGGAAAAAUUGUACAAAUUGAUGAAARCAAGUUUGGAAAACGAAAAUACAAUAAAGGUAGAAGAAUUGAAGGUCACUGGGUGCUGGGCAUGGUAGAGGAUGGGAGCGACGACUUGAGAUUGGUAGUGUGUCCCGAUCUGCUGAGGUCCUCAUACCUAUUAUCAAGAAGCAUGUGGCGGAAGGGUCAAUUAUAUGUACCGACUUUUGCAGGGAAUAUAAUUACUCCAACCAACAAAACUUUACUGAUUUGAUUAUUGAGUAUCUGCGGCGAAAAACUAUACGAAGAAACCAUGAA
Molecule: messenger RNA, 788 nt
Organism: Bactrocera latifrons
Lineage: Eukaryota; Metazoa; Arthropoda; Insecta; Diptera; Tephritidae
Exons: 2
Coding region: 97-744 (215 amino acids)
Source: RefSeq, a predicted model, not a curated record